Pteropus alecto (black flying fox) is the source of this 1294-nucleotide messenger RNA. It is a transcript of the gene CTSZ, whose product is annotated as cathepsin Z. The record is from RefSeq and is a predicted model, not a curated record. Gene Ontology annotation, cellular component: lysosome. NCBI's taxonomy places the organism in Eukaryota, Metazoa, Chordata, Mammalia, Chiroptera, Pteropodidae. Bases 16 to 813 code for a protein of 265 amino acids. The transcript has 5 exons. Gene Ontology annotation, molecular function: cysteine-type endopeptidase activity.
CAGGGAGCGCCUGUGAUGGUUCUGCUGCUGGUGGUCUCUUACAGGACCUACCCUCGGCCGCAUGAGUACCUGUCCCCAUCGGACCUGCCCAAGAGCUGGGACUGGCGCAACGUGAACGGUGUCAACUACGCCAGCAUCACCAGGAACCAGCACAUCCCCCAGUACUGCGGCUCCUGCUGGGCCCACGGCAGUACCAGCGCCAUGGCGGACCGGAUCAACAUCAAGAGGAAGGGGGCGUGGCCGUCCACGCUGCUGUCCGUGCAGCACGUCAUCGACUGCGGCGAGGCCGGCUCCUGUGAGGGGGGCAACGACCUGGAGGUGUGGGAGUACGCCAACAGGCACGGCAUCCCUGACGAGACCUGCAACAACUACCAGGCCAAGGACCAGGAGUGUGACAAGUUUAACCAGUGUGGGACAUGCACCGAGUUCAAGGAGUGCCGUGCCAUCCAGAACUACACCCUCUGGAGGGUGGGCGACUACGGCACCCUGUCGGGGAGGGAGAAGAUGAUGGCGGAGAUCUACGCCAAUGGCCCCAUCAGCUGCGGGAUCAUGGCGACGGAGAAGAUGGUCGCCUACAUGGGCGGCAUCUACGCGGAAUACCAGGACAAGGCCUACAUCAACCACAUCGUUUCCGUGGCCGGCUGGGGCGUCAGCGAGGGCACCGAGUACUGGAUUGUCCGCAAUUCGUGGGGUGAACCGUGGGGCGAGCGAGGCUGGAUGCGGCUCGUGACCAGCGCCUACAAAGGUGGGAAGGGUGCCGAUUACAACCUCGCGAUCGAGGAGACCUGCGCGUUUGGGGACCCCAUCGUCUAGAAGAGCAGUUUAAGACACGAUACCACGAGCCGUCAGAGGGGAUCGUGUCGUCGCGGGCACAGGGUUGGCACCACCACAGCUUGAAGGAACUGGGGGCUGACAAAUUAAAGUGGCAUCUAGUGACUGCUAAGGGCACAGCACACCUGGACCGUGCAGACGGCUGCGGUCCUGGCUGACCACUCCCCACAGGGGAGUGGAACGCGGGGUGACGUGCACAGCUGGCACAGGAUGGUACCCCGGCCUGGUGACCGCAGGGAACCAUCCACCUGUCGAGGAAGUGAUCCACAAGACAAUGAGUUACGUGACCUCCAUUUUCUUCAGUUGAUAGUCUGGUGUUUUCCACGUGGCAGCGCGUGGCAGCUGUGCUCUGUAAUGUAGUAUUUAUCACCAAUUCUUUUGUCACCUUGGAAUCGGGGGUGGAAGGGGAGACGACGAUUUCAGAUCGCCCGAGUGAUAAAUAAAACACAACUUCACACAAGAA